CGAUUGUGUGUUAAUAUAUAUGUGUAUAUAUUUUUUUAUUAAGUGACGAUGGACAAUGUUACUGUGGAGACAUCCGGAAGCGGAAGUGAGCCGGAAUACACAACGGGCGUUAGACUGGUCGUGUUGAACCUGCCUGAAGAUGAGGGUGAAGGUCUGGGGUUUAGGCUCACCAGGACACUAUGGGAUCCUUAUCCUUGGGUUCGGGAGGUGACGCCAGGAGCUCGAGCUGACAUGGCCGGCCUGAAAACUGGCGAUUGCUUACUGCAAGCUGAUGGAAAGGAUCUCCUCGGGUUACCCGUGGGUCAAGUAGCUGGACUAAUCAGAGGAGACGGUGCAGGCCACGGGGUGUCUUUACUAGUUUGGAACUGUGGUGUGGACCCGAGAGACGACCCCGAGCUGCUGUGGAGCUGUGGCGGCGGCGCGCGCGGGGAGCGGUCUCGUCGCGCGCUGGGCGGCGUGCUGCGCGCGCUGUCGUGCUGCGUGUGCGCGUCCACCGCCACGAGGGCGCUCUCCUGUGCCAGAUCACAUCUAUACUGCGAAUCAUGCUGGACCCGACUGGAGCGGUGCGCGUUGUGCAGAGAAGCGUUACCGCCCAAAGAAUCACCAUAUGCCAAGAAUUUAGUUGCCGAACAGGUUUUCGAAGCAAUCGCAACUGAAUACGAAAUAAAAGAUACCAUAAAGAAACCAACUGUUUCGGUAUCAGCUUAUAAUUCUCCCAAUAGAUCUCCGAAUAUCUCGCCGGCGGUCAACCGCAAACAGCAAUAUCGCCUCUCAGCUAUGAACAGAAAAAAAACCGUACAUUUCACCGAUAAAUUCGGCCAAAACUACAGUUCCGAUCCAAACAUACAUCGUUCUUUACACAAUCAAGAGAACAAACAACAAAUCUGUUGUCAUUUACAACAAAAUCCCGCGUGCAUUGGAAAAUCUACUAAUUUGGGAGAAACACCGCAACCUGGCAACUCUGGAUGUAGCUGUCAAAAAAUUCAAAUCGAGAACGACGCUCCGAAAACGAAUGUGGACGUUACGGAAGGCGGGAAAUGUGAGGCGACGGAAUGUAACGCGCGCUGCCAUAAUUUACAACACAAACUGGUUGCGAAACUGAGGCAGGCUUGCUCAUUGGCUGAUUUACACAACGUUGCCGUGCAGAGUUGUACGCUGUCGAAUUCACUGAAUAAUUUACGCGAUUGCAAAGCACAUGAGCAACAGAGUAAUUCUUUGGACAAUUUAAAGAUCAGCGGAGUUAGCAGCAUUGAUCCUCCCGUAUUUGUUCUGUCAGCGCCGCCAAUUUACGUACUGACCUGCGAGCACAGCCAACACAAAUGAAUUUUGUUUAUGAUUUUAUCUCUAUAUAUAAUAUUAUAAUAAAUAAAUGCGAUA
Messenger RNA from Achroia grisella, 1377 nucleotides. RefSeq lists its product as uncharacterized. The record is from RefSeq and is a predicted model, not a curated record. The coding region runs from base 49 to 1323 and encodes 424 amino acids. Lineage: Eukaryota; Metazoa; Arthropoda; Insecta; Lepidoptera; Pyralidae. Gene Ontology annotation, molecular function: protein binding. The transcript has 10 exons.